AUGGAACCGGUGGAUAUCAACGACUAUCCAGAAAUAUACUUUGUAUUUCAAUGCGUUUCAGUCCCAGCCACCCUCCUAAACCUCUUUGGACUCUACGUAAUCUGGUUCGGCACCCCGAAACGAGUCGGGAACUACAAAACUUACCUCUGCUACCUCCAGAUCAAUGCAAUCCUCUACGACCUAAUCCUGGUGUACCUGAUUUUUCCCGUAUUUUCCUUUCCGGCCGGUGGGGCCUAUUCCAUGGGAAUGCUGCCAAAAUUGGGCAUCAAGGCAUGGGGACAGAUGACCCAUCCAAUCGUCAAAAACUUCAUUUCUCAACCCACCUACUAUGGACUACAAGCGGAAAUGAAGGUCAUUACCGUACCUGCCGUCUCGGUUUACAACACGAUAAUUUUUUGGGGAUUUAGCUAUCUCAUUAUACCGAGCUACCUUCAAAUACGCGCUUGGUACGCCUUCUUAUACCAACUUGGGCUCUAUUAUUUAGCAGCCUACUCGAUCUGGAUCUCAAUCUUGACCUGUUCUCAUGGCGUCGCUUCUACAAUAGUCUUAUUUUUGUUCUACGGAAGUUACCGCCGAUUUUUAUACCAUUGGUUCACGAAGCUCACAAAGGUCGUGAAGCCAACACCUCGUGGAAGGUCGAGCAGCAUCUUUGUCGUCUCGCAAAAUCGGGUGACGCUGGAGAGGACAAUUCGCCUCACUAAGGAUGAA
Molecule: messenger RNA, 708 nt
Organism: Mesorhabditis spiculigera
Lineage: Eukaryota; Metazoa; Nematoda; Chromadorea; Rhabditida; Rhabditidae
Source: the annotation of a GenBank genome assembly